This is a messenger RNA of Cladocopium goreaui, 11526 nucleotides long. The record is from the annotation of a GenBank genome assembly. NCBI's taxonomy places the organism in Eukaryota, Dinophyceae, Suessiales, Symbiodiniaceae.
AUGGCGGGAUGGGAGGACGAGUGGCUGCCCUUCACGCACUUUCGGCUACAGGAGAUGGGAGACGAUGAGUCACGUUCGGAGCUUUCCUCAGAGGUCGCGCCGAAAGGGGAGCUGGAGAGCAGCGUGGAAUCGAUGUCAGAGCGAUUCCAGCUCUCUGCGGAGCAGGCACCCAACGGUGGAACCGCGGUCGCUGACUUGCAGAAGCAGGUGGACUCCAUCACUCAGAAGUUGACGCUGAAUCCAGCGGAGCGCCCCAGCUGGGAGACGGGAAAGAGCUGGGAGGAGCCAGCCAAAGCCACGGUGGCUUCUGCAAAAGCCACAGCGACACCGGAUCCGUCGGAUCCGGGAGGGCCAAAGACCGCCGUUUUGGAGGAUCCCCUCGCUGUUGCCUCUAACCUUAGCGGGUUUCGUGCUUGCACCCGCGGGUUCAUAGAACCUUGCAGUGCUCUGCCUGUGGUCUUCUUGCACAUCGUCCUUGGGUUCUUUGCGGUGUUCGGGCUUGCUUGGGUUCUGCAGCCGGUUCACUUCGAUCCUGGGUUUUGGUGGUGCAUGCGCUUCAUCAUUGGGUACGCCCUGGUGAUCCUGACUGCGGGUGGCUACGGCAUCCUCAACGCAACGCAGAGCUGCUCGCAGGAAGCGAGCUGGUCCCGCAAAAAAAAGCAGGAUGCACAGUGGUCUCACAACGAUCCGCACAUUGCCAGCGGCGAUCAUGGAAAUGCUUCCUGGGCAGCAUCUGGUCAAUGGUCGAGCUCUAUGGCAUCACAGGGUCCGAAAGGAUUUGGGAAGGGUUUUCCUCAAUUUCCCAUGCAAAUGGCAUCUCCGCCGCCACCCCCACCGCCCUUGCUUAUGGCAGCACCGGCGCCUCAUGGGGUACCCUGGAUGCCACAAGCUGCUCAGGGAGCUCCUUCGAUGCCUUCGAUGCCUUUCAUGCCGCCUUCUAUGGAGACCUCCGUGAUGCCCAUGUCACCGUCAUCGACAGCCCUGCAUCCACCUGGUGUUCCUUCCGUCUUAUUGCCCAAGCAGGAAAGCAGUGCGCAACAGAAAUUGAAUCGCAUUGUGAAAGCUGCCAAGAAGGAGGACCAUCUCUCACCCGAGUUUCAAGACUUGGUCCAUGCGGAGAUGAAGAAAGACGACAAGGAAAGCACCAACGACCUUUUGGACGCAGUUCGGGAGCAUGGAAAGGCAAAGGAGUCCUUGCUGGCAGUCGAAAGCGCCAGACGGCAGUUAUGGUCGCAGUGGCGUGUGUUCCUUCAGCAGUCUGUGAUCAAAUGGAAAGAGUACACGGCACAGUUCCAGACGUCCGAGGUUGCAUUCCAGACCCAGAUGCAGGAGGCCACAGCGAACCUUCGUCGCACGCAGAGGCGUGUGGAUGUUGCCAAGAAGCGUGCGGUUGCUCUUGGAACCGACGAAGCCAUCACUGUGCCAUCAGAGGACGAAAUGGACGAGACAGAAGCCAAGGAAGAAGAGGACUUGCCGCGCGACGAAAGCGCGCAAAAAAUUGCCGAAGGGCUCAAUCAGGAAAGAACAAUCGGCAUCGGCACCCGAAGACUUACCUGGUGCUACUGCUUCGCCCAGUAUGCAGCCUUUUGGCAAGCCCGGUGCUGUGUGACAAAUGCGUACCAGCAUCAAGGGCUUCAAGCCACCUGUGAUCCACAUGCAGCUCUUCUUCAUUGGAGUCACACGGUGUUGCAGGAACCGUCAUUCAUGUCUCCAUGGGAGGCCAUCGAAUCGGCACAAGACUUGGCAAUUGAAGUAGGAGCUUGGGGGCCACUUCAUUGCGAGGACUUUGUUCUGCCGUCCCAACGAAACAAAUCCAAAGGCAAGGUAAAGUUUGACGACACGGUCUUGGUUCUUCAGGGGAAGAGCAAUUCUGGGGAGUUCCACAUCCAGCAGACCAUCCUCAAUGACUUGUGCCAUGGACCCAAUCCUCAUGUUUGUCCUGGUGGUCAUCAUGAAAGAUCUUAUAGAUCGGUGCAACAAGAUUCUGCAGCGUCUAGUUCCAUGGGGAGCUCAUCAGCUACGCACUUUCUUGAUCGACGACUGACCAACGAGAUCCCAGGAUAUAUUCAUCACCUUCAGCAUCUUUGGCGAGACAACCUACUUCGGCUUCCUGAUGGACAAGCCUAUGUUGUGCGUACUUGGUAUUUGCAUCAUGUCCACCAACGUGUUUGGACAGUUCCUCGUGUUCUUCAUCUACCGGCAAAUCCUACCAUGUGGCACAGCGAACUUCUCGCAGCGUGGCGUGACAACCUUCACAAUGAUGAGGUGCUCAACAUUGCUGUGGUUUUUCCUGAGGUUCGUGCUCUUCAAGGAGUUUGGCCUGCACACGCGGAUCUUCUCCUUACGCAAGGUGGCCCAGAGCAAGCUGGUGGGCUGACCACAGUUUUUCCGCCCACUGCUGACGCACAUGGUAGCUACACAUGGGCUACAUCGCUACCACGGCAUGUGAGUGGCGUCGACAUCCUCACGGCGGUUAAUGCGGAUGUGAUGCUUCAAUCUCAUGCUUGUGAUCUUUUCCAUGGGGGUGUAGUGAUACCUACCACCACUGCACCCGCGCAUUGGAUGCAGAAUGGACAUUCUUUUGUCGCAGUUUUUCAAGAUUUACAAGGAAGUGGCGUACCCUUGCCUGAUGCUGCCGAACCUCUUGGCGCUGCUACCACGGUUGGUGCCACCAUAGUGCACCCUGAUUCCUCCUUGGAUGAUGUUGAAGACCAAGCAGAGGAAAGUUCACCGAUAGCCAGCUCCAACUUUGAUGAGGAAGAUCUGAAAGGCCUACACGUGUUUGGUUUGAUGCAACCUGAUCAUCACUGCUUUGUGCGUUGGACAACCUAUACUACCAUACUCCUGGAUGUAUUGGGCGUUGUCGGUUUGCAUCGCGACCUUGCCAUUGGUUUUCAUCAUGUACAAGUGCCUUUGAUUGAUCAGCAUGUGGAAGAAGAAGCAAUCAUCCUUCAACGGGUCGGUGACAUUCCUCCUGGUUCGCCUGACCAGUUGGUCGUCGUUGACAUUGUCUUUGAAGAGGGCAAUGAACCACCGGCGACCUUGCCUCGUAGAGUAUGGCGGCUUCCCAGGUUCCUAUGCCGUUCCACCGUCUUGCAACAUUUGCAGCUUGCUACGAUUUGUGAUCGUGAUCGACCAGACGCUUCUUGUUUGCUCUUCUUUAACAGAGCGUAUUGGGACCCAGACGAUGAUGCUCCACGUGAGUUCACUCAUGGGGUCUAUUUACGCAUUAUCGUUUUGCCGCCAAAGGACCACUCCAGCGCCAGUGUUGUGGUACCUAUCUGUGAGCAUGAUGUUCCACCCUCCAAACGGCAACGUCGAUCAAGGAGUGGAUCGCCCAAUCAGAGAUCUACUCCGACAGGGUCGAGCCUGUUUCAGAAGUCUAUGAAACUGAGUGGCACUUCUUCAUGGGGUACGAGAUCCAAUAGUGCCACGUUUCCCAGUCUGGCUUUCACCAAUGGACAUGCUGCUGCGCAAGUUGCACGUGAUGGGCAUGCACUUCCUCCUCUCAAUGCCAACUGGUCUACUCCAUUGCGCAAGACAUUUUAUGAUUGCGCAGUUGUUGAGUUCCAAGACGAAGGACCUGUGCAAUACUGGACGACGUGGUUUCUCCAUCACACCAGAUACCCUCGCAACUCUGAGUCUCGGGUACUGCGACUUGAUCGUCUUCGGCAGCACUGGUAUCAUGACCUACGCAAUCUGUGGGGCGAUGUCAUCGAUCAAAGCAGUGCGGCAUGGGUGCACCUCGUCUUGCCUAACCCUCCUGGCGACGCACAGCAACAGACCGUUGGUCACCUGCUGCUGGUACAAGGACACGGCCCUGACAUUCCGACGCUUUUGACAGCGGUUUUUGAUCAUCCUGUGCACAGACGUAUCUGGCACGUGGCUGCAUUUUUGCCGCAAUAUGCUGAUCGGAAUGACCCCAUCGAUAUUCUUGGGGUACGCCGUUUCUGUUCAUCGCGUACAUGUUAUUUUCAGGCUGGCGAUGCACAGUGGGCUCCACAAGAGGUUGCCAUACUUCAUCCAGGUGACUCCGUCCUGGUGACCAUUUCGCCUUUAUUGCCAGCCGGUGAUGUUGAUGCUACGUCCUUGAUGCAAGUUAGCCGUACUUCUGUUGACUCAAGUGCCUCAGGUGAUCCAGUUUCUGCUGUGGAUGUCCAUCCACCACCACAGACAAUUCCGAGGACUAUGCCACGCAGACUUGAGCGCUUUUGGCACCAGCAACUGACAGAAGCUUUCGAGCGCCAUGCUACCACCGAAAUGGAAGAGGAAGGACCCGUGCUCUACGUAUGGACAUGGUUCAUCAACCACCAAACAUCACGGACCUGUCGUGAACCAAUUGCAGUACGACUGACAGCCCCACCUGAUCAAUGGUGGGCUGAUCUCUUGGAACCCUGGAAUGCGGUUUUACAACCUGAUGCUUUGACGCAUGUCAAUAUCGUUUCUCCUUGGCCAUGGAACGACAGAUUUCGCAUUGACACCAUUCACAUGAUGAUUGAACAGUAUCCUUGUGAACCUGUUGUGGCAAGCAUUGUUACCACGUUCUUGCAUGGACAGCAAGGUGAUCGCAUCCAUCAAAUGGCAUAUUCUCUUCCACGUUGGCUUUGCACACAAGAUCUUAUUGAUCUCCUUCAGAUCAACCAUCUUUGUGAUGUGCAUCGUUGCACCGCUAUGGCAGGCAUCCAACACUUUGAGAAGUACAUUCGGCAUGAUGUGUAUACGGCUAUCAGCAUUGAAGUUCACAUUCAGCCGCCACGGUGCCAUGGUCAUUCACAAGCUGCCAGUGCUACUGAUCCCUUCAUUCAGCGACCUGAGGAGCGUGAUGAUGUCAGCAACUUUCUUCAACUUUCGAGGAGUAAAGAGCUGCUUCAUGGGAUACACGUCGAGGGUGCCUGUGCAUCGUCUACGCCUGGUACUACACAUUUUGGCAGUGUAGUAAAGGCACCUAUUGCGUACGGCAACUCUCAUGACGAACAGGUGAUACCCUUGAGGCAUUGGGCUACCCUGAAGUCCUUUGACCCAAUUGGUCCCUUCUCUUCACAACCAGUCGACAAAGUUGAUGAUGAUUAUCAGCAAGCUCAACAAGAAAUGCAACAUAUCGCGCGCCAACGAGAUCACUUUCCUCGUAUUCCUCAUGGACAACCGCAGAUUCAGGACUUGCACCGGUUUCUACAGCAACAAGCUCUGAUGUGGCAGGAGCAUCCUCCGGAGACCUUAACUAUUGCUGUUUGGUAUGCUGAGCAUGACCGUCGGCCUCAUAGUGGACUGAGCCGUGAAGUCCGACUGACUGGAGACGUUGCUCAAUGGUAUCAUGAUAUUAUCAUGGUUUGCGACGAUUGGAUUGAUCCAUUUGCCUCGCUGAUUGAGGUCAUCGUGCAUCCUACGCCCCUCGAUGGACAAGCUGAUGUAUUUGCCCAUUUGAUUCUGGUGCAACAUGCUCAACCUAUUCGCUGCUCCAUCGUGGUCGCCAUUUUCGAUUCUCAUGAUGAUCCAUGGCAUCCGCGAUUGAUCUGUCUCACAGUCCCUUGCUUCUUGUCUCAUGACAUUCUUUGUGGAUAUGUGGAUUUGGAUGGUACCUGUAGAGGCGCUCGUGCGGCUGACUGUCGUACUCUUCUUGGAGACCGUGACCUCACUAAUGUACUUCAAUUUGAGGCAGCGCAUGGUAUGCAUCUGGCCUUUCAUAUUCAUCAUCCUGCCACUACCCUGUCGGGUGCGAUUGCAAUGGAUUCCCUCUCCCACGCAGAAGUUGAGGAUACACGCGAUGACUUCAGUCUGCUCCAACAGGUGAAUACCAAAAAGAUCAUCAAGCUGGAUGAAUGCAUUCCACCUUCGAGAUUCACGACGGUUGAUUGUCAGCGUGUUCUUUUUCUUCGAGCACAGUUUGAUUUGGAGCAGCCUUUUCAGUCGGACACGGAUGUGCAUCAGGUUUGGUGGCAUGAGUCUACAUGGUACUCUUUGGCAUCUGUUCCUAUGUGGCAGCAAGAGCGUGUUACUGGCUUGUCCUUCUACACAGAUGGAUCUGCUUGGCGAUCUUCAGGUAAGGCUGCAGCCGGUGUCUUUCUCCUUGUUCACACGGAAGAUGGCCUCCGAUGUGGCGGGUUUCUUACUACCAAAUGCCUUGGGCAACCUACGGCACCACGGGCUGAGGCCACGGCCUUGAUUUUAGCCGCAUUGUGGAUGCGUCAACUGGUUCGUUGUCAUGCUGCUGAUGUAUCAUGGUUGGAGAUUGCAUUUGAUUGUGAACACACAGCCAAUAUCGCCCAAGGGCUCCAGAUGGCACAUUGCAAUUCCGACCUCUCCGUGACCUUGAGAUCACUCAUUCAAUGGAUCGAAAUCUUAUUACCAACGCCUAUCACUUGGACUCACCAUCGCAGUCAUCAAGGUGAUCCAUGGAAUGAAGCGGCGGAUUCAAUUUGCCGCCAUGCGCUUCAGCAUGAUGCGUACACCAUUGAUCUUGAUGACUGGUUUGAUACUUGUACCUUUCAAGGACAAGAUCUUUGUUCCAUUCAAUGGUUAUGGCUUCUGGAGAAAUCAUUGCGUCAUCAUACGGAUGCCCCUUCUUUGGUUGGAACGCAAUGGAGGUUUGAUGUGGCAGCUCCCUUCUCGACGUCACCAUCUGCUUGUCGUCAUCCAGCGGUCCUGCGACGGCGCCAAAUUGAUGAGUCAGGUCCAGACCACUUCGUUUUCCAAUUGAAUGUUGCGACUGCUAAUGUCCUCACGCUCUUCCCUGGUCAAGAUUUUGCUGCGUCCUUUUUCAGUGCAAGAGCUGAAUGUCUGGCUGAACAAUUUCUUCAAGAAGGGCUGCAUGUGGUUGGCAUUCAGGAGACCAGAUCGCGUGCUACUGGGCAUUCCUUCUUUGAGGAGUUUCAUGUGCUUUCAGGACCUGCGACGAAGCGAGGGCAUGGAGGAGUUCAGCUUUGGAUGCGGAAAAAGAUCUCCAUUGACUCGGAUAGCAUUGAGGUGAAUGCCUCUGAUUUGCGCAUCCUCCAUGCUACUUCCCAACGGUUGGUGGUUCGGUGGGCUUACCCAGGUUGUCGGCUUCUCUUUGUUGUCGUUCAUGCUCCCACAGAGGAUGAUGAGGACGUCUUGCAUGCCUUUUGGGAUGCCACCACUGAAGCCAUCCCAAUGGCAUACCGACAAUGGCAAACCAUAGUUUUGGCAGAUGCAAACAGCCGUCUUGGCAGCAACACAUCCUCAGCAGUUGGAGCUCAUCAGGCUGAUGAUGAGAAUGCCAAAGGAGCCUGUUUUCAUGGUUGGCUUCUCAACCACAACUUGUUUGUUCCUCAGACCUUUGCUACGUGUCACAAGGGUUCCGGAGGAACGUGGACCCACCCUAAGGGCACCACGGCGCGCAUCGACUUCAUUGCCAUGUCCUCCAACGUCAAGAUUGAUGAGGUGACCACAUGGGUUAGUUCGGGUGUGGACCUGGCACUUCAUCGAAAAGAUCAUGAAUGCGUUUGUGCUGCUAUUGGGCUACAAUAUUAUCCUGCUGAUCGACGUCCACGUGACAAGCGUGUCAAGGUGGACUUUGACCCUUCCUUUGCUACUGUUUGGUCUAUGGAUGUGCACACCCAUGCUGCUCAGCUUCAGCAUUGGAUUCGACAACGCAAUCCUACCACACGCCAUUGGCGCAAACGUCAUCUGACAGAGAGCACCCGGCAACUUGUCGAAGCCAAGCGGUAUCAUUGGAAACGAUGCACGGAGGUUCGUCGUCAUGUUCGUUUUGGCUGGAUGAGACUCAUCUUUGAAGCAUGGAGACGACCGCAGACUUUGUGCUCUCCCCUCUCUGCAUGGGUCAAACAAUGCGAUCACACUGAGGCAUGGCACAGAUGGGCGUUCAAUGACCUCGCCCCUCGUGUGGUGCAAGCCGUCCGAGCUGACGACCAAGACUUCUAUGCCAAGUUAGCUGCGGACACAGGAAUCGAAUCCUCGAAGGGAUGUCGUCAGAUGUGGAAGGCUGUCCAACAUGCACUUCCUAAGUGGAGGUCCAAGAGACGCUCCAAUCUUAGGUGCACAGGCCCCUCCUUGGAGGCACAAUUUCAACAUUACGAUGCAUUGGAAGCUGGCCAUGGUGUCACAUACGAAAACCUGUUGGCCCAAUGCCAUGAAGCGCAACGAGAAGAUGCUGAAGAUAUUCCUUUGACAAUGUCCUUGAACAGCUUGCCAUCCCGGCUGCACAUUGAGUCUUUGGGAUGCCGCAUUUCCACCAACAAAGCCCCCGGCAUUGAUUGUGUCGCACCGUUGGCCCUCCAACAGGUUUGUCAGACCCAUUCAGAUGUUUUACAUCAAUUUUUGAUGAAGGUGUGGAUUCUUGGUGCGGAACCUUUGCAAGGCAAGGGAGGAUUGCUUCACCCCAUUGCGAAAAAGGAAGCCAGUCAGCGUAUUGAUGGGAUGAGACGGAUCAUGUUGAUUGACGGCAUUGGUAAGUUGAUCCACUCGCACCUUCGUGGACAAUUCUUACCAGCCCUCGAAUUCAUGCGCAUGCCGCUUCAGCUUGGGGGAUUUGCGCGCAGUUCCACCCUCUUUGCCACCCUGUAUGUGCGCACCUUCACCCAGAUGGCCGCUCGGAGAUCACUAUCCUCGGCUAUUCUUUUCGUGGAUAUCAAGAGUGCCUUCCACUCCAUGGUACGCCAGCUGAUUUUUGGUGGAGCGCCUUUGCACCCGAAGUUGACACAGAUCCUUGAGCAACAUGACCUUGAUUUGACUGCACUUCAGGAAAAGGUUGACCACCCUCCACCCAUUGACACUUUGCCGCUCGCGCAGCCAGCAGCACGACUUCUACGGGAUGGCCAUCGGUUUACAUGGUACACACUUGGGGCUUCAGAAGCUGUGCAUCAAACAGAGCGAGGGAGUCGACCUGGCAGUCCUCUUGCAGAUGUAGCCUUUAAUAGCCUCAUGGCGCUUGUCCUUCAGGAACUCCAAAUCCGAUUGGAUCAGCAUGGGCCCCUUCAGGCUGCUUUUCAAUUGCUUGGACUUCGGGCCGCUCCAGUGGCAUGGGUGGAUGAUUUGGCAGUGCCGGUUGUUGCCUCACAUGCGUCGGCGCUCGAACCUAUUAUACAAUGGACAUUGCAAGCGUUGAUUGAUGUUUGCUCGUCGUUUGGACUCCAGCUGAAUCUGCAGCCGCGCAAAACCGAAGUAGUACUCACAUUCCGGGGCGCUGAUGCUCCUGCUCAUCGGCAUGAGUGUCUUCGUGAUCAUUUUGCCCGCAUCUCAAUUCCUUCAACAAAGCAGAUGGUUCGUUGCGUGCCUCUCUAUGAACAUCUUGGCACUAUGUUUCAAGGUGAUGGUGGUAUCGAUGCUGAACUUCGACAUCGAGCUCACAAAGCCCGUCUUGCGCAUAAUCAGAUCCGGCGUGGGAUUCUGUGCAAUCGUCACAUCAAGGUGACGGUUCGUUUGCGUUUGCUGGAGGCCCUUAUUAUGCCCAUCCUGUUCCAUGGUGCUGGAAAUUGGCCACUUCUUGGCACUUUACAGGUUCAACGCCUCCAUGGUGCAUACCUCAAAUGGAUCCGAUCUGUGCUGGGGAAUGGAUAUUGGGCGCCUGGGCAGCUGACCGACGUGCAAAUUCUUCUGCAGUGGCGGCUGCCCUCAAUCUCACUACGCUUGGCCAAACACAGACUCUUGUUCGCCUUCCAUCUCUUUGCUGAUGCACCGCACUUGAUUGUCGAGAUGGCCACAGCGGUCGCGGACAUUCCUCGAUCUUGGUUUCAGGCUCUUCGGCAGGCCAUGGCGUGGGCUGUGUCAGUUGAUGCAUCCUUUGUUGCUGAUGAUCCUUUGACCAUGUCCAUCGAUGCCAUUGUGCAAUGGUUUUCUGAUCACAAACACGAUGGACAUCAUGCAUUACGACAACAGCUUGAAUUUGGUGGUGCUUCCUUUGCCAAUGACAUGAUGCCUCGUCCCUUCGACCACAUGACGGAGGCUGAGCCGAUAAGCAUCGUGAUGGAGCACAUUCUAGAUCCGGUACGUGCUCAACAUGAAUUGCUACGGCCUUUGCUCCAACCUAUGGUGCAGGUCCCAUCCUGUCGUGGCGUCCCCAUUGAUGCCACUAGUGAGGCACCCAUUCUUUGGGUACUACAUCUUUUUAGUGGUCGACGGCGCAUUGGAGACUGUCACUGGUGGUUGGAACACAUUGGUCGGCAUUUGUGGCCGGGACUUACCAUUCGCAUCGUGUCUCUUGACACAGCGGUGCACCCAAAGUUGGGCAACCUUGCCACUGGGCCCAACUUGGCCCGAGCCCGACGCCUUGCUGAGCAAGGCCUCAUCGCAGGGGUUUUGACUGGACCCCCUUGCGAAACUUGGUCUGCGGCCAGGCAUAUCGUGCUUGAGGAUGGCAAGGGUCCCAGACCAGUUCGCUCUGCAGAUCUUCCAUGGAGUUUGACCUCGCGCACAGGGAAGGAAAUGGUUCAGACUUCUAUGGGAACGCAGUUGCUUACCAACUCUUGGACCAUUGAGGCUGACCAAGAGGAUCGAGCAUCGGUCUGGCGCACUGAUGCCCAUCAGCAAUGGAUGAUGAAGCUCCCUGGAGCCUACCGCCACUACAUCCAACAGUAUAUCUUUGGAUCCAAAGGCGUGAAGCCUACCUGCUUGCGUGCGCUCAAUUUGGGCGAUCCUGGCGUCAUGGACAAGAUCCUCAAGGAGGGUAUGGAGCUAUGGCGUCCACGUCCGACCUUGCAGCUUGCUGGGCGAAGUGAGAGCGGAACCUUUCGCACGGCUGCUGCGAAGGAAUAUCCUUCCGCUUUGUGCCGCACGUUAGUGGUAGCGCUGAUUCAGGGCCUGAAGACCCGAGCUAGUACAGAGGGGUUUCGGCCUGCAGCCACCUGUCGGAAGGCCGAUUUGGUUUGGCUCCGGAAUGCCUGGAGGGCUUCCGAUGUUUACACCCGUGCUCCCGAUGCUGCUGCCGCGCUGCAGCAGCAGGUCAACGGUCAACGGUCCACGAUGGAACCGGUGAGUGCUGCGCAUGGGAAUGAGUUCAACAUCUGCCACCUGGCUGCGAAUGAGGAUCCGCCAGCGAUCCAGCCUGACGGGCACUAUUUUGGUGGCUAUAGAUUCAUGUUGCUAGGUGAUAUUGGUCCCUCUGAUGAAGGCCGCGCUGCAGUGCCUGAACCUGCACCCUCUCCUGCAGCAGGAGAUGCUCCUGCGGUAGAACCAGAACUCUCCACAGAAGAGCUGCGAAAGGUGGAUCUGAGCAAAACUCAAACGGAGCAAGUGGUCCUGGAGCCCAGUAGGGUCAAGUCCUUGAGGUUAGCUGAGACGAUGCAGAAGCAGGUCCCGGCACGUGAACGUCGUCCAGUCUUGGGUCUUUCCGAAGAUUUGGUGGCCUCUUCAGUGAGUGUGCUGGAAGGCCGCUUGCGUGUCUUCGCGGGGCUUCCCAAGCAUCGGACUAAUCCCAGCAGCAUGUCGUGGAUGCUGGAAAUCCCACCACUUGUUGCGAUCGUUGGACCUCCUUGGCCCAAGCAACAUGUCGACAAAGCUUGGCUGAAAGAGUCGGCUUCCCAACAGUGGAAGCUGAAGAAGCUGCACAACGAGUAG